CUGAUUGGGGGCGUCAGGGGGCACCUGCGCACGCACGCACGCGCGCGGGGAAGCGUGCCCGUGGCGUGGGAUUUUCUACACUUCGCCCCCGGGAAUGAAAUGUCUCAACCAAGUCAGACCACGCCGACAAACCUGACCGAGACCCGGCCCGUGACCAACCUGACCCUGGUGGUCCUCCUCCUGAUCCCGUGCGUGGUGGUCCUGCUUCUGCUCAACUGUUUCUUCCUGGGAUACAAACUCCUGCUCCUGUCCAAGAGGAGGGUGGUUCCGGAAGAGAUGCGCCUGCCCAGGUUGGUGGUUUCGGACGUGGCCGGGGGCGCGUACCUGUCCGUGUCGGAGCCCGUCCUGCCGCUUCCGGUCACCUCGUCCCGGGCGUCCUCCCGGGACCGGGCCGGGAUCAAGCACCGGGUCCGGCUGCUGAGACCCGACGGAGGCUCCGGUGGUUCCGGUUCGGGGUCCCUGAGGGCGCCCAGCAGCAUCCGGGCCGCGUCCCCGCCCCCCGCGGACGGGUUCAGCGGCGGGGGCUGGUGGAGGAGCGCACCAAACCUGAGGCAGCCCGGAGGGUCCGGGUCCGAGAGCAGGGUCCAGCUGGUUCCGCCGAACUCCCCAACUGUGAGUGAGUCAUGGAGCUUCAUGCUGAGCUUUAGAGUUCCAGGCUGA
Menidia menidia (Atlantic silverside) is the source of this 660-nucleotide messenger RNA. NCBI's taxonomy places the organism in Eukaryota, Metazoa, Chordata, Actinopteri, Atheriniformes, Atherinopsidae. The record is from the annotation of a GenBank genome assembly.